UGACGACAAAGAACUGCGACGGAAAUCCGCAAAUCCGCAAAGCAUUGUGGUAAAUUGUGUUUUUUCGCUCUGCUGACGAACCACUAACAGCUGUCAAAAUUAAAAGCGAUGUGCUAGUUUUCUGGCUCAUAUUUUGCCAGUAUUUUUGCUUCGUUCAGGUGGGAUGGGUCGUGGUUAUAUAGUAGAAGAUGUUGUGGAGGAAUAUCUGUCUAAACUAUGUUCACAACAAGUAUAUCCAGUCACAGGCCUGCUUAUUGGACAGAGCUCAGUCCAAAGGGACUUUGUUGUCAUGGCAGCCCGGACACCCCAAAAUGAGGAGCCUACUGGGGCUGGAAAGUCUGUGGACAAAGAUUGGGUCUCUGAGCAUGCUCGGCAGGUGUCCAGGAUGCUGCCUGGAGGAUUGUCUGUAUUGGGAGUCUUUAUAAUCAGCGAUACUGAUGCCAAAGACAUGCUAACCACACUUCGACAGUUAGUGUUUGCAGUGGAAAACCUCAUCUCUUCGGAGCGUCUGUGGAACCCUGCAGACGACGAUGUCACAGAUUGUGUCACACUGCACGUCAACCCUAAAACCAGAAAAACUGUCUGCAGAACCUUUGACAUCAAAGACUCCAAGAGUAUGGCCAAACCUGCAGACUGGAAGUACCAGUCAGGUGUGUGUUCAGCCUGGGUCACACUGUCAUGUUGGCUGAAUGUAGACAUGUUGGUACCCAUACCAGACAGCAGAAUCUCCACAGACAGCAUCGAUAAAUGUCUUAAGGAGGGACUAAAAGUGUGGGCACACCAGAUUGAAAGUGGACUUUGUCUAAUUGAUGGGAAAAAGAUGCCAGAGAACUCAGAGCUCACUGCAGGACAGAAGAGGAAUGUGAGACAGGUGUACACAGCUCAGCUGCUCAUCACACCGGAUGUGCAGAGGUUAGCAGAUGUGGUCCAGCCAUGUGGAGGCAGUGUGUCCAUCCGCGGAGUAAUUCACAGCAAAGCUUUCCUACAUAGCAACAAGCCAAAGGCCAAACUGGCAGAGAAGCUGCUGAAGAGAGAUGUGGUUUCUACGGUGACCACGAGGGUUCAGAUGUUGCUAGAGGAGCUGCUGACACGAGACGAGGGCAGCAGAAACAAACAACAGACCGAGCAACUCUGUCUCCCUCGUCGUAUCUUCUGUCCAGCAAAAAUGACUGGACCACUGUGUGUGUGUGACUACCAGUUUAGUGAUGAGAGUUUGUCUGAGAUAACGGACCGGCUGAAGGAGAUGCUGGACAUCGAUGCAGCUGAGGACGACUUGGAUACCAGGCAGGAAAUAACUGCUGAAGUCAUAGAGAGCGAUGACACCACAGAGCCCAUUGUGGAAACUGUUGACGUGGAGCCCAAGAAAAACAACUACAUCGGUGUUGCCAUGGCUACUGCCGUUGCCCUGCUUGCCACAGCUGCCUCAAUGCUAUAUCUCAGCGAUGUUUGACAUGUUCCUCACUCCAAAAUAAAAUGUUUUGUUUGGUCCUUUUUUAUCAAGCAUCUGUUGAUUGAAUCAGAAACAAGAAAUAAAGUUAUGAAGUGGAAUAAAACCAGGAGCAGGUACAGACUGGAUGCCCAGGUUGAGACUGAAUAAACACUCAUCUUUAACUCAGAUUAUUGUCAUCUAAAGUGAAAAUAAGUUAUUUAAAGUAGCUGUUCAUUAGCAUCCAUCCAUUGUUGUAGAAGGAGAAACUUGAAAUGCAAAUAUGUUCAGCCUAGACAACCUUUAAGUCCAGCUUGCACCAAAAACUAUUAAACCAGCUUAGGUCGGGGUAUUUAUUCAUUUGUGGGUUUUUUUGUCUGUGUCUAUGUGUGUUUAUUUGUUCAUUGAUUGAUUUAUUUAUUUUUAUAAUUGCCUUCUAUUCGGGUUGCUCUUGCUUAACAAAUAUUGAAGUCAUGUAAAAAAAAAUGUUCUUGUGAUAUUUUCGCGAGGAUUUUGCACACACAAAAGUCCCAACAGGCUACUGUACCUCGUCCUCGACGCCUAAAUAUUUCCAACUCGUUAACCUUCCACUCCUAUAACAGUCCAGUCUACCCUCCACUAUCGAUGCCACAAAAUCCAGAAAAAACACAAAACUCCCAGAGGCACAACUUGAUGCAAAAAACAGUUUCAAACCACACUUUGCAUACUUCACUUCACUGUUUGUGUAUCUGGCAUUCAAACUCCAACCGUCUGUGCACAUUAAACACCGGACUACAAAGCCAUGGUGUCCCAUGCAGAGAGCAGCCGAGAGGCCACAGGGUUCUGUUUUUAUGUCAGUACAAAUAAAUGUGUGUUUUCUCAGG
Messenger RNA from Melanotaenia boesemani (Boeseman's rainbowfish), 2289 nucleotides. It is a transcript of the gene odr4, whose product is annotated as odr-4 GPCR localization factor homolog. Lineage: Eukaryota; Metazoa; Chordata; Actinopteri; Atheriniformes; Melanotaeniidae. Bases 164 to 1450 code for a protein of 428 amino acids. Gene Ontology annotation, cellular component: endomembrane system. The transcript is spliced from 14 exons. The record is from RefSeq and is a predicted model, not a curated record. Gene Ontology annotation, biological process: intracellular protein localization.